AUGGGAAAUUUACCAAGGGUCCGAGUGACCGCAGCUAGACCUUUCUUGAACACUGGGGUCGAUUAUUGCGGUCCAUUUUAUAUUAAAGAAAAGAAAUUGCGAAACAGAAAUCGAGUCAAGGUCUAUGUAGCCGUAUUUACCUGUCUGGCUGUCAAGGCUGUACACCUCGAAGUGGUGAGCGACAUGACGACCGAGGGUUUCCUCGCCGCUCUGAACCGAUUCAUCAGCAGAAGAGGCCGAUGCACCGCAAUACAUUCCGACAACGGUUCUAACCUCAAGGGAGCCAAAAAUGAGUUGGAUGGAUUAUAUCAGCUGCUCCAGACAAGAGAAUUCGACGAGCAAAUCGAGAAAUAUCUGACCGAAAAGGGGAUCGAAUGGAAAUUCAUACCACCGCUAUCGCCACACUUUGGAGGAAUUCGGGAAUCAGCGGUAAAGUCAUUCAAGCAUCACUUGAAACGAGUAGUCGGCAAUGAGCUUUUUACCUUUGAGCGGUUCAACACCUUCGUCGUAGAAAUCGAGUCCAUACUGAACUCCGGACCGCUCACCCCUCUCUCAUCCGAUCCCAACGAUUUCCUCGUUCUCACUCCCGCACAUUUUCUAAUCGGUGAAUCACUCACCAGCAUACCUGAACGAGACUUCGGAAUCACUCCAUCCAAUCGGCUAUCAACUUGGCAACACCUCCAGAAAGUGAAACAACACUUCUGGGAUCGAUGGCGCAAAGAAUACCCGAAUGAGUUAAACAUUCGUCACCGUUGGACAAACGGAUCCCACGAUAUUCAAGAAGGAUCGGUAGUGGUCGUGAAAGACAACAACUUACCACCACUGCGUUGGAUCUUGGGGCGAGUCAUCGAGACAUGUCCAGGGGCCGAUGGUAUCAUACGAACGGUAAAAAUUAAAACCCCGAAUGGUGCAUUCGUUCGUAAUGUGAAAAAAUCAGCACCUCUACCACAAGACAAUGAUUAG
Molecule: messenger RNA, 963 nt
Organism: Athalia rosae (coleseed sawfly)
Lineage: Eukaryota; Metazoa; Arthropoda; Insecta; Hymenoptera; Athaliidae
Exons: 1
Coding region: 1-963 (320 amino acids)
Biological process (GO): DNA integration
Molecular function (GO): nucleic acid binding
Source: RefSeq, a predicted model, not a curated record